Leptosomus discolor (cuckoo roller) is the source of this 760-nucleotide messenger RNA. It is a transcript of the gene FGFBP2, whose product is annotated as fibroblast growth factor binding protein 2. Gene Ontology annotation, biological process: cell-cell signaling. Gene Ontology annotation, molecular function: growth factor binding. NCBI's taxonomy places the organism in Eukaryota, Metazoa, Chordata, Aves, Leptosomiformes, Leptosomidae. The record is from RefSeq and is a predicted model, not a curated record.
UGCUCAAGGAUCUCAGUCAACUCCUCUCACCAUGAAGAGUUUUGCUCUUCUUUUCCUAGUAGCAAUCUGUGGCAUGGGAGGAUUGGGACAGAAGCUGAAGCCAAAGAAAAGAAGCAAUGGUGAAGAAAUCAAUUUUCGGACUAAAACCAAAGAUGUUUGCACAAUGAGCAUGAGUGGGGAUGAGGAGAUGAAACUUAGAAUUGAAUGCAGAAGCCAAGGCAUGUCCUACUGGUGUGAAUUCACGGGCAAGCCGUCAGCCUGUCGUGCUUUCAGAAACAAUCCAAAGAUGUACUGGAAUCAGAUCGCCAUGGAACUUAGAAAGCUCCCACACGCUUGCGAAUCCACACAAGUGCUGAAGACCACCAUGUGCCAAAAGGCUCCUGCAGAGGCUGUCAUGAAGCAAAUAGCUGCUGGAAUGGAGCCAGAAGAUCUAGCAAACCAGGACAAAUCAGUCCAGAAAACUUCCACUUCUGUGAGGGGAGCAGAGAGAAGCUCUGCUAAGAAAAUAGGGAAACCUUCAAUACUACCUCUUAUAAAACCAACCCAACAUGGUCAAGGGUCUGAGAAUGAAACGGAAGCAAUGAAACUGGCACGGGAACAUUGCUGGGAAUCCCUGCACGGUUUCUGCUCCUACAUUAUUGGCAUCUUUAGAGGUUAAGGAUUUGCUUCAGAGCAAAAUUUUUACAGCUGAAGAAGGGUCCUUGCUGUAGUUUAGUAAUUUAGACAUAAGAAUUUUGGUUUAAAAAUGAGUGAUCUCUGU